Molecule: messenger RNA, 2158 nt
Organism: Medicago truncatula (barrel medic)
Lineage: Eukaryota; Viridiplantae; Streptophyta; Magnoliopsida; Fabales; Fabaceae
Product: protein DETOXIFICATION 40
Exons: 7
Coding region: 270-1829 (519 amino acids)
Biological process (GO): xenobiotic detoxification by transmembrane export across the plasma membrane
Cellular component (GO): membrane
Molecular function (GO): xenobiotic transmembrane transporter activity; antiporter activity
Source: RefSeq, a predicted model, not a curated record
AUAGACCAUGGCUGAUUAAUAGCAAGGUCAAAAUCUUCCCUUAUUGAUUAUUCAAUCACGUAACAUGAAAAUAUGACACCAAUGUUCCAACUUUAUAUGCAAAUGAAUCUUCAACAUACAUAACAUCCAUCACAUAAAAACAUUCGAGUCUCUAUCUAUUAACACAACUUUACACAUAAUAAAGUUAAAAUUCUAACCCAAUAAAUUCUACAAAUUUAUAAUUCCUUUCAUAGUUUAAUUUACUAUUGUGUCUCAAAACAUUCACAAACAUGGCUACUUCUACUCAUGUUGACAAAGAUAUUGAUGAACCUUUACUAGUACCUAGUGAACCAACACCAAUACUAUUAUCAUCAUUCACUCAUUCAUUUGGUUCAAAGCAUGAAUCAGAUGGUGAACUUGAAAGAAUACUCUCAGAUACAAGUGUUCCUUUUGUGAAACGUAUUAAACUUGCUACAUGGGUUGAAUUUAAGCUACUUUUUUACCUAGCUGCACCUUCUGUAAUUGUGUACCUUAUCAACUAUGUGAUGUCAAUGUCUACUCAAAUAUUUUCUGGUCAUCUUGGUAAUUUGGAGCUUGCUGCUGCUUCCCUUGGAAAUAAUGGUAUCCAAAUAUUUGCUUAUGGACUCAUGUUGGGCAUGGGGAGUGCUGUUGAGACACUAUGUGGACAAGCAUUUGGAGCAAAAAAAUAUGAAAUGUUAGGCAUAUAUUUGCAAAGAUCAACAGUGCUUCUCACAAUAGCCGGUUUAAUUUUAACAAUAAUAUACAUAUUCUCCGAACCAAUUUUAAUAUUUCUAGGAGAAUCACCAAAAAUUGCAUCAGCAGCAUCCCUUUUUGUCUUUGGUUUAAUCCCACAAAUAUUUGCCUAUGCUAUAAACUUUCCAAUCCAAAAAUUUCUUCAAGCACAAAGCAUAGUAGCACCAAGUGCAUACAUAUCAGCAGCAACAUUGGUUAUUCACCUUGUGUUAAGUUAUGUUGUUAUCUACCAAAUUGGGCUUGGUUUAUUAGGUGCUUCAUUGGUUUUGAGUAUUUCUUGGUGGAUAAUUGUGAUUGCACAAUUUGUUUAUAUUGUGAAGAGUGAGAAAUGUAAGCAUACUUGGAAAGGGUUUAGUUUUCAAGCAUUUUCAGGGUUGCCAGAGUUUUUUAAAUUGUCAGCUGCUUCAGCUGUGAUGUUGUGUUUAGAGACUUGGUACUUUCAAAUCUUGGUUUUGCUUGCUGGGUUACUUCCUCAUCCUGAAUUGGCUCUUGAUUCUCUUUCUAUUUGUACCACAGUGUCUGGAUGGACGUUCAUGAUCUCAGUUGGAUUUCAAGCAGCUGCAAGUGUGAGAGUGAGCAAUGAAUUAGGAGCAGGAAAUUCAAAAUCAGCUUCAUUUUCAGUGGUGGUGGUAACAGUGAUUUCAUUCAUAAUAUGUGCAAUUAUAGCACUUGUGGUGCUUGCAUUAAGGGAUGUUAUCAGCUAUGUCUUCACAGAAGGUGAAGAGGUUGCUGCUGCUGUCUCAGAUCUCAGUCCACUCCUUGCUCUUGCCAUUGUCCUCAAUGGCGUUCAGCCUGUCUUAUCUGGGGUGGCCGUUGGAUGUGGAUGGCAAACAUUUGUUGCAUAUGUAAACGUUGGUUGUUAUUACGGACUUGGCAUACCGUUGGGUGCAGUUCUUGGUUUCUAUUUCAAAUUUGGUGCCAAGGGAAUAUGGUUGGGAAUGUUAGGUGGCACAGUUUUGCAAACAAUUAUUUUAAUGUGGGUAACAUUUCGAACGGAUUGGAAUAAUGAGGUUGUAGAAUCAAAUAAGAGGCUAAACAAGUGGGAGGGCAAGACCGAGUCACUCCUCAAGAAUUGAAGCUCUUAACGAUUUCACAUCGUGAUUAAUUGAUCAGAAGUCCAAAUAAGUAUAUAGAAAAGUAUUUAAAAAAAUAGUCGAAUGAGUGAGUGUCGCGAUAUAGAUAAGCGGAUUUUUUUUUGCUUUUUGAAAAAUUAAAAAAAAUAAAAAUAAUUAGUUUGGAAGUUUGUACUUUAUUUAGGAAAAAGUUUGUCUUAUCUACUCUGAGUAAUGUAUUGUGUAAAAAUCACACUCUUAGUAAUAUUUAUUUUUAUAAAAUAAAUGUAUCAUGAUUUAUGAAGUUAAGGUAUGCACAAUACCCGCAAAUAAGAACAAGGCUUUACGCAUAA